This is a messenger RNA of Emys orbicularis (European pond turtle), 2264 nucleotides long. RefSeq names its product death associated protein (gene DAP). Gene Ontology annotation, molecular function: death domain binding. Lineage: Eukaryota; Metazoa; Chordata; Testudines; Emydidae. The transcript is spliced from 4 exons. The record is from RefSeq and is a predicted model, not a curated record. Gene Ontology annotation, biological process: apoptotic signaling pathway; negative regulation of autophagy; cellular response to amino acid starvation. Bases 70 to 384 code for a protein of 104 amino acids.
AGCCUGGGGGCGGCGCCCGUGGCAGCCAGUCCCCGGUCCUGCGCAUCCAGUCGCGGGGCGCCGAGCACGAUGUCUUCGCCUGACCAGGAGCGAGCCGAGACUCGGGCCGGACACCCCCCUGCCGUGAAAGCUGGUGGGAUGAGGAUUGUGCAGAAACACCCGCACACCCCAGAUGUCAAAGAGGAGAAAGAUAAGGAUGACCAAGAGUGGGAGAGCAGCAGCCCACCUAAACCAACGGUGUUCAUCUCCGGUGUCAUUGCAAGAGGUGAUAAAGACUUCCCUCCAGCUGCAGCUCAGGUGGCUCACCAAAAACCUCAUCCCUCUGUGGAAAAGCUUCCUAAUCCACAACAUGUCAAUCAGCACAUCAACCAGCCUCGCAAGUGAGCCCUCUGUCAAAAAGCCAGCCAAACUGCAUCAGUGAAUACAUUUUAGAAAGAAGAGAUUCGAGUUUUUAGGAUUCACGCUACCAAAUCAAUAAAACUGGCCUUUAAAAAUGAUAUAUGUUGCUUUUGCCUUAAUUCUCCAUGGUUUAAUAAAAAUGGAGAUUUCAUUAGGUUCUGUUACUCCAGAUGGAAAACAUGCUGCUUUGCCGCUGUGUGUUUGCUGAUCAAGAGUAUUACUCAGUUUAUCCAGUUCAGUUUUGCUUAGCAAUGUAAUAAAUCUGUUAUUGCCAAGACCAAACGUGAAUAUAAAUAAUUAAUCUGAUGAAGGGAUUUAGAUGCGGGAUUGCCAUAGCCAAUAGCAGAGGCAACUUUAAUGUUAAACCUAUUGGGGAUCAUAUAAGAUUUUGUGUUUGGUUUAUUUGACGUGGGGAGGAUGUUUUUUGUAUUUGUUUGGGAGGUUUGUAAUAUGUGGGAGUCUGAUUUUUAUAGAAUCUUGCAGUCUGGACUAUAUUUGUAAUCUAUCUAGAAUAUAAGAAAGAAUGUUGCUAAAGUUUUUAUGCUUUAGAUUCUCUCCUUUGAAUUUAGCUGUGGCAGAGAAGAAAUGAUCAGAAACCAUGAUUAAAUGGGGUGUGUGGGGAGGAAUCUAGUUGAUCCUUUGUGACACCAUGUUCCAUUUACAGCACCUCUUCCAUGUAGACUUUGUACAUUUGGAGCGCUGUUGCUUUAGGUGGGAGGAAGAUGUCAAAAUAGGGGGAAGCCUAUUCUAUGCAGUGUCAUUCCUCAACUCACCUGUUGGGUCUCGUGAUGGGUAUUUGUGAGACUUCAGGACCCUGUGAAGCCUUUCUAAAUAAAGUGAGCAAUAAGGCAUAAUGGUGUGUAGUAAAUCAUUGAGGUGCAAGCAGUCCAAUGCUGUGAAGAAGUGAGCUCCCUUACUUCCCACUGAGAGAGUUGAGGGAACUCAACAUCUCACAGAAUUGGCCCCAAAAUAGACAGAAGGGUAAAUCCAUUUAACUUAAAUACGGUGUAUGGUUAUUGUUCUAAAAUAUGUAACUGUAAAUGUGUAUGACAUCAUCAUGCAUGGUCUAUUACAUACCAUGUCUGCUGUUUUUUCUAGACUUUUACCAUAGGCAAGCAGAUGAUACAGAUAAGAUAUACCAUUUUAACUAACGUAGUCAAGGUUAGGUCUGGCCAUGUGUAUAAAUCUUUUUAUGCUUGCACAGUUUAAAAUCACUAGCUCUAUCAAAAUCAGUACCCCUAUCUAUUGCCUCCCACAUCUAAUCUCUAUACACCCAUGACAUUUUUUUUUAAAUGUAGCCUAUAUUUUUUAAUAUGUAGUUGAAUUUUUAAAGGAAUAUAAAUACACUACAGGCUUUAGUACCCUGCAUGAUUAUAGAACAUCACUUCAGGGAACGUGGCCACUUGGACCAACAUUGAAGUCACUCAUCUGGCAAACCCUGGUAGUUCUGGGCUGCUCAGGGCUUGGUAGUGUAUUUAGAGUUAAAAAUCAAAUAGCAUGAAAAAGUAGUGAGAGGAGAGCUUUAAAAAUACUAUUUAAAACCAUGCUAAAUAAAGUCAUGAUUAUUCUGAGUGGCUGAUUAUUGUAAACUGAAAUAGAAAAAACAGUGGCAUUUUCUAAAUGGGAUAAUUCAGUUCAUUGUGAGUAAGAUUUACCCCUGUGCAGACGCCCUGCACAAGGGCUGUGCAUCACUUGGUGAGGAUCCUCUACACAUAGAAAUGAACUUCACCCUGUAUGCGUUCAUGUACAUCUGCAGACCAAAAAAAGUAUAGUCUGGCUAUGCAAUCCUUCUGUAAAUGAAAUAAGAUUGUGAAUUUCUUGGGCUUCUGGGAAAAUAUUCAAAUUUAAUAAAAAUUUAUGCUGGG